Phalacrocorax carbo (great cormorant) is the source of this 1840-nucleotide messenger RNA. Lineage: Eukaryota; Metazoa; Chordata; Aves; Suliformes; Phalacrocoracidae. The record is from RefSeq and is a predicted model, not a curated record.
GCGUCCCCUUUGUGUGGGCACCAGUCGCCGGCCGAGCUGUGGAGGAGCCGUAGCCGCCAUUUUGUGCGUGCCUGUGUUUUCCCCUCCUUCACCCCCCCCCCCCCCCACCGCGGGAGCGGCGGCAGCCGGGACGCCCCGUCUCUUCUGCUGGUCAGGUGAGGCGAAGCGAAGGCCUCGGGCCAGGCUGAGGGAGGCAUCGCCGGCGGCUGCCGCAGCCGUGAGGUCGCGCCGUUCGCCGCAAGCGAGGGGGAAGCAAGCGGCAAGACGGAGAAGGGGGGGAAAAAACCUUCGGAGCUGCCCCCCAACAGGAGGAGGAGUCUCGGCGCCAGGCCCAGGCGCAGCCCCGGCACCGGCGGCGGCAUGGAGAACUCGCAGCUAUGCAAGCUGUUCAUCGGCGGCCUGAACGUGCAGACCACGGAGGCCGGGCUGCGGGAGCACUUCGCGGCCUACGGUACCCUCACCGACUGCGUGGUCGUGCUCAACCCGCAGACCAAACGCUCCCGCUGCUUCGGCUUCGUCACCUACUCGGCGGUGGAGGAGGCCGACGCCGCCAUGGCCGCCUCCCCCCACGCUGUGGAUGGGAACGCGGUGGAGCUGAAGCGGGCCGUGUCCCGGGAGGACUCGGCCAAACCGGGGGCCCACGCUAAGGUGAAGAAGCUCUUUGUGGGCGGUCUCAAAGGGGACGUAGGCGAAGGGGACCUGGUGCAGCACUUCAGCCAGUUCGGCCCCGUGGAGAAGGCAGAGAUCAUCGCCGACAAACAGAGCGGGAAGAAGCGCGGCUUCGGCUUCGUCUAUUUCCAGAACCACGAUGCCGCCGACAAGGCGGCCGUGGUCAAGUUCCAUCCGAUUCAGGGCCACCGCGUGGAGGUCAAGAAAGCCGUGCCCAAGGAGGACAUCCAGUCGGGCGGCGGGGGCGGCGGCUCCUCCAGGCCCUCCCGGGGAGGCAGAGGAGGAGGAAGGGGUCGGGGCGGCGGCGGAUCCGGUAACCGGGAUCACAACGGCCUUUCCAAAGGAGGCGGCGGAUACAACAGCUACGGCGGCUACGGCGGAGGAGGUGGCGGCGGCGGUGGUUACGGCUCCUAUGGCAGCGGCUCCUACGGAGGCGGCGGCGGAGGGGGAGGCGGCGACUACGGCAACGGGUACGGCGGGUUCGGCAGCUACAGCCAGCACCAGUCCUCCUACGGCCCCAUGAAGAGCGGCGGAGGAGGUGGCGGAGGGGGCGGCAACUGGGGGGGCCGCAGUAACAGUGGACCGUACAGAGGAGGCUAUGGUGGGGGAGGCUACGGGGGCGGCUCUUUCUGAGCUGGAGCGCCCAUACCCAUCGGGGGUGGCGUGGAGAGCCCUCCCUUGGAUACGGGGCAGCUUCUAAAUGGUUUCUCCCCUCAUUCGCCGAAGGGCAGCUCCUUUUAAAUGCCUCCCUGCUGUGGGAGCAGCUCCUAAAUGCCCCCUGGGGGUCGCCUCUGCUGCCUGUGCCACUUCUUUCUCGCUGAAGAUGGACUGGGCCCCACACACACAUACUUUGUGUUACAGUCAUUGAUGGACUCUAUUUUUUUAUUAUUACUUGGACCUUGGUCGUUUUUAUACUAGCAACGAAAAAUGUCUUGUUUUAAUUUGUUUUUUGGGGGUACGGGGUGGGAAGCGUCUUGCUGAUCUGGAGUAAAAACUGGGGAGGGUUACAGGGGAAUUUCCUUUGUUGUAAGGACUCGAUACCUGGCUACUACAUUUUUUUCUACAAAAUCUACUCGGAUCCCAUGACUGAAAUUAACAUUUCUGUAAAGGAGGAAAAAAAAAAUCGUUUUUACAUUUUUUAUUUUUUAAAUAAAUCAUUGUGUUCAUUGAC